AUGAGAUCCACCCUCGCCCUCCUCGGCUCGCUGCUGGCCGCAGCCACGGCCAUGCCCAUGGACGCCCUCACCGACCCCUUCGUCGCCCUCGCAGCGCGCUCCAACCACUCGAGCCAGUACCCCUCGUCGCUCGACGCGCUACGCGGCGGCAAGACGUCCUGCGCAACCUCGAACGGCAAAUCCGCCGCCUCCUUCAACCCGCCCCUCUACACCGAGGCCCACCGCCCGCAGUUCCACUUUUCCCCCACCGACAACUUUAUGAACGACCCCAACGGCCUGGUCUACUCGCAGGGCCUGUGGCACCUCUUCUACCAGUACAACCCCACCCAGCUCGUCGCGGGCAACCAGCACUGGGGCCACGCCGUCUCGACCGACCUGUACCACUGGCAGAACCUGCCCAUCGCCAUCGCCCCGGAGCGCGAGGGCGACGGCAUCUUUUCCGGCUCGGCCGUCCUCGACGUCAACAACACCAGCGGCCUCUUUGAGGACUCGACGCCCGCCGACUCGCGCUUCGUCGCCGUCUACACGCUCAACACGCCCACCGAGCAGACCCAGCACCUGGCCUACUCGUCCGACGGCAUCCACUUUACCAAGCUCAACCAGACGCUCCUCACCAUCAACUCGACCCAGUUCCGCGACCCCAAGGUGUUUUGGGACGAGGGCCAGUCGCAGUGGGUCAUGACCGUCGCCCACCCGCAGGAGUACGCCGUGACCUUUUACUCGUCGCCCAACCUCAAGGACUGGCAGGAGCUCAGCCGCUUCCGCAUGACGGGCCUGCCCGGGUACCAGUACGAGUGCCCAGACCUGGUGCAGAUCCCCAUCGAGUCGGGCCCCGACGCCGGCAAGCGCCGCUGGGUGCUCGUCAACUCGAUCAACCCGGGCAGCCCCAUGGGCGGCUCCAUUGUCCAGUACUACAUCGGCGACUGGGACGGCCGCACCUUCACCGCCGACGACGCCGCCUUCCGGUACGCCGACUUUGGCAAGGACUACUACGCCUUCCAGUCGUGGAGCAACUCGCCCGACGGCAAGGCGUACGGCGUGGCGUGGGCGAGCAACUGGCAGUACACGCAGGUCGUGCCGACGUCGCCCUUCCGCUCGUUCCAGUCGACGCCGCGCGAGCUGACGCUCAAGUACUACCGCCCCAACCCCAUGUACGGCGAGUACGUGCUGAGCAGCAAGCCGGCCAUGCUCGACAACAUCCGCGCCAAGACGCUCUACAAGCUCGACGCCGACAAGCACCACCAGCACGCCGCCCGCGCCAACCACACCGUGGCCCUCCGGGGCGACGGCGGCUUCGAGAUCGACGCCACGUUUGUGCUGCCCAACGACGUCAACGCGACGUACAACACCAUCGGCUCGUUUGAGAUCCUCUCGUCGAGCGGCAAGCAGAGCAUCACGGCGGGCAUCCAGAUGGGCGAGCCCACCGUGGCCUUCAUCGACCGCUCCAACGCCGGGCGCAGGUGGGCCAGGACCAACCCCUUCUUCACCGACAAGAGCUCGGGCAUCGUGCGGUACCAGUCCGAGUACGCGCCGGACCAGUACAUCCUCGGACCGCUGCCGCCCUCUGCGACGGCGGCCGAGGCGGCGGCGGCCAAGGAGGCCGGGCAGCAGACGAUCUCGCUCAAGGUGCUCGUCGACCGCUCGGUGCUCGAGGCGUUCGCCAACGACGGCCAGCUGAGCGGGACGAGCGUGUUUUUCUUUGACAACGACGAGAAGCCCGCCACGGUGCGCGUCAGCAUCGGCGACGACAAGCUGCGGCUCGGCAGCCUCGUCGUCCGCCAGCUCAAGAGCACCUGGCCAACGUGCCCGUGA
This is a messenger RNA of Pseudozyma flocculosa PF-1, 1812 nucleotides long. RefSeq lists its product as uncharacterized. Gene Ontology annotation, molecular function: sucrose alpha-glucosidase activity. Gene Ontology annotation, cellular component: fungal-type vacuole. Bases 1 to 1812 code for a protein of 603 amino acids. The transcript has 2 exons. Gene Ontology annotation, biological process: sucrose catabolic process. The record is from RefSeq and is a predicted model, not a curated record. Lineage: Eukaryota; Fungi; Basidiomycota; Ustilaginomycetes; Ustilaginales; Ustilaginaceae.